CUCUGGGUCCGUAACGGCCCUCGCGCACCUCACACAGCUGGAGCGCUUUGCUCGCGGCACUGUCUAUAAAGUUGUUGUUGCUGCUUCCGCCACGGGUGGAGGAAGAUGGCGUCAGGAGGUGGUGGCUGUAGCGCUUCGGAGCGACUCCCUCCGCCCUUCCCUGGCAUGGAUCCGGAGUCAGAAGGGGCUGCCGGGGGGUCAGAACCCGAGGCUGGGGACAGCGACACCGAGGGGGAGGAUAUUUUCACUGGCGCCGCGGCAGCCACUAAGCCCCCAUCUCCAAAGAAAACCACAUCCCUUUUUCCUAUCAAAAAUGGUUCCAAAGAAAAUGGGAUCCAUGAGGAUCAAGACCAAGAGCCACAGGACCUCUUUGCAGAUGCCACAGUGGAACUAUCCCUGGACAGCACACAGAAUAACCAGAAGACAAUACCAGGCAAAACCCUUACUUCUCCUCCUCCGCAAGAAGCCACAAAUUCUCCUAAGCCACAGCCAAGCUAUGAGGAGCUGGAGGAAGAAGAACAGGAGGAUCAGUUUGAUUUGACAGUUGGUAUCACCGAUCCUGAGAAGAUCGGGGAUGGUAUGAAUGCCUAUGUAGCCUACAAAGUCACCACACAGAUGGAAUUGCUUGGGAAUCAGGGGAGGAACCUUCUUACUGCCAUUAGAAUGACAAAGGUGAAGGUUGGGAAGGAAGAUUCUUCUUCCGCAGAAUUUCUUGAGAAACGGAGGGCUGCUUUGGAAAGGUACCUUCAAAGAAUUGUGAAUCAUCCUACCAUGUUACAGGACCCAGAUGUCAGGGAGUUUCUGGAAAAAGAAGAGCUGCCAAGAGCUGUGGGCACGCAGGCUUUGAGUGGCGCUGGUCUCCUUAAGAUGUUCAACAAAGCUACAGAUGCGGUCAGCAAAAUGACCAUCAAGAUGAAUGAGUCGGACAUUUGGUUCGAGGAGAAACUCCAGGAGGUAGAGUGUGAGGAGCAGCGCCUACGGAAGCUGCAUGCUGUGGUGGAGACUCUAGUCAACCAUAGGAAAGAACUAGCACUGAACACAGCCUUGUUUGCCAAGAGUCUAGCCAUGCUUGGGAGCUCCGAGGACAACACAGCACUGUCUCGAGCACUCUCCCAACUGGCUGAGGUGGAAGAAAAGAUUGAGCAGCUCCACCAGGAACAGGCCAACAAUGACUUCUUCCUCCUUGCUGAACUCCUGAGCGACUAUAUUCGCCUCCUGGCCAUUGUCCGAGCUGCCUUCGACCAGCGCAUGAAGACAUGGCAGCGCUGGCAGGAUGCUCAAGCCAUGCUGCAGAAGAAGCGGGAGUCUGAGGCUCGGCUGCUGUGGGCCAACAAGCCGGACAAACUGCAGCAGGCUAAGGAUGAGAUCACAGAGUGGGAAUCUCGGGUGACUCAGUAUGAAAGGGACUUUGAAAGGAUUUCCACAGUUGUCCGAAAGGAAGUGACACGAUUUGAGAAAGAGAAAUCCAAGGAUUUCAAAAACCAUGUGAUCAAGUACCUGGAGACACUCCUACAUUCCCAGCAGCAGCUGGCAAAAUACUGGGAAGCCUUCCUUCCUGAGGCAAAGGCCAUCUCCUGAGGGACCAAGGACACCAGAGCCUACCUUCGUGACGCUGCCUUUUUAUACACUGUCCUUCCUCGAUGGACCCCAACUGACGCCCCUGCCUUGGCUGGACUUAGCCCUUCUACUCUGCCCCACAGACAAACUAUUCCCAGUUACUCUAACCAACGUUUCAUUUAGCUUCCACGUAUAUUUUCUUACCUAAGAGAAUAGUUUCCUGCUUUAAGCAAAAGACCUACAAUAGGUGGUGGAAUUAUAGGUUAGGGGUGGAGUGUUGAUAUAAAUAUAUAAAUACAAAUGUAUAUUUUUCAGGAUGUGGUUUAGGAACUGGGAAUAACGUUUUCUGUUACUCCUGAUGGUGCCAUGAAAGAUUAUGUAAUAAAAUAUUUGAAAAUCAGGU
Mus pahari (shrew mouse) is the source of this 1960-nucleotide messenger RNA. RefSeq names its product sorting nexin 1 (gene Snx1). Gene Ontology annotation, molecular function: phosphatidylinositol binding. Lineage: Eukaryota; Metazoa; Chordata; Mammalia; Rodentia; Muridae. Gene Ontology annotation, biological process: early endosome to Golgi transport; intracellular protein transport. The record is from RefSeq and is a predicted model, not a curated record. Bases 106 to 1578 code for a protein of 490 amino acids. Gene Ontology annotation, cellular component: endosome; endosome membrane. The transcript is spliced from 15 exons.